Molecule: messenger RNA, 2971 nt
Organism: Neopsephotus bourkii (Bourke's parrot)
Lineage: Eukaryota; Metazoa; Chordata; Aves; Psittaciformes; Psittacidae
Gene: SNX33
Product: sorting nexin 33
Exons: 2
Coding region: 647-2341 (564 amino acids)
Biological process (GO): mitotic cell cycle; endosomal transport; cleavage furrow formation
Cellular component (GO): plasma membrane; cytoplasmic vesicle
Molecular function (GO): protein binding; phosphatidylinositol binding
Source: RefSeq, a predicted model, not a curated record
CUCCCUCCGCUCCGCCGCCGGCGCUGGCAGCCGCCGGGAGCUCCCGGUACCGGCCCCGGCGCGGGCCUGCGGGGAGCCCGUGCCCUCGGUCCUGCGGGGGACUGGCGGAUUCCAGCGGGAAAAGCCCUACACCAACAACCCAGCACCAACCACCCGCGGCCGUCGGGCCGGAAGGGAAUUGCAAAAUCCCGGGGCCGGGAUCGCCAGGAGCUUGGGCUGCGUUUGGGGUCGGUUCCCGGCGCUUUCCGGCACCCGCCGACUGCUGUUUUACCCACAGGAGCGCCGGGAAAAGUCGCUUUGGAUCGAUUUCCUCGCUGGCAGCAACGUCUUUUCCUCUUGGAAAGUGAAACUGCGGGAUCAGCGUCCCAGCGAGCGAAAACUUGCGAGGAUAUGGCCGAGCUCGGCUCCGGGUCCUGCCGGGGGUUACAUCCCGCGGGAGCGACGGGAAUGCUGCUCGCCUGACCGGGGAAUGGUGUUCUUAACCGGGGCGCCGGGAUCGGGGGGUCACUUGGACACACGGACAUUGGCGACACCUCGAAGGGGGUUUCUCCAGCUUUUCCUGUUUCCCUGAGGAGCCGGCCGAGCCCUUUCCCAUUCCCACAGCGUGUGGGGGUUUUGGCUGCUGUGUGUGCCCCCGGGCCCGGCCAUGGCGUUGAAAGCCAGAGCUCUUUACAACUUCCAGAGCGAAAACAAAGAGGAGAUCAGUAUCCAGGAGAACGAGGAGCUCGUCAUCUUCAGCGAGAACUCCCUGGAUGGGUGGUUACAGGGUCAGAACAGCCGCGGGGAGACCGGCCUCUUCCCAGCCUCCUACGUUGAAAUCCUCCGCUCCCGGUCCGGCUCCAACUACACGGAUUACUCCAGCAGCCCGGCCGGCUCCCCCGGGCACGACUCCUCCUUCUACACAGCGCCCUCCAACCCCAGCAUCCCCUACCAGGGCAGUUUUGAGGAUGAUGAUGAUGAUGACUGGGAUGACUGGGACGAUGCGUGCACGGUGGUGGAGGAGCCCCGGAGCGCGCCGGGCACCAACGGGCACCCCUCGCCCAGCCUGCAGUACCCCCCAGCUUAUGGGCACGACCAGCACACCGGUUACCGUCCCAAGCCGGCGCUGGAGCGGCAGGACAGCAUGAGCUCCUCCAAGAGGGGCAGCGUGGUGGGGAGGAACCUGAACCGCUUCUCCUGCUUCGUCCGCUCGGGGGUGGAAGCCUUCAUCCUAGGGGACGUGCCCCUCAUGUCCAAGAUCGCCGAGGUGUACUGCAUCGAGAUGGGCUCCAAAGGACCCCAGUGGAGGGCCAACCCUCACCCCUUCAUCUGCUCCGUGGAGGACCCCACCAAGCAAACCAAGUUCAAGGGCAUCAAGAGCUACAUCUCCUACAAGCUGACCCCCAGCAACAUCAACUCGCCCGUGUACCGGCGGUACAAGCACUUUGACUGGCUCUACAACCGCCUCCUGCACAAGUUCACGGUCAUCUCGGUGCCCCACCUGCCCGAGAAGCAGGCCACCGGGCGCUUCGAGGAGGACUUCAUCGAGAAGCGCAAGCGGCGGCUCAUCCUCUGGAUGGACCAUAUGACCAGCCACCCCGUCCUCUCCCAGUACGAGGGCUUCCAGCACUUCCUCUGCUGCCGCGACGAGAAGCAGUGGAAGCUGGGCAAGCGCCGGGCGGAGAAGGACGAGAUGGUGGGCGCCAGCUUCCUCCUCACCAUCCAGAUCCCCACGGAGCACCAGGACCUGCAGGACGUGGAGGACCGCGUGGAUGCCUUCAAGGCCUUCAGCAAGAAGAUGGACGACAGCGUCCUGCAGUUGACCAACGUGGCCUCGGAGCUGGUGCGCAAGCACGUGGGGGGCUUCCGGAAGGAAUUCCAGAAGCUGGGCAAUGCCUUCCAAGCUAUCAGCCACUCCUUCCACAUGGACCCGCCUUACAGCUUGGAUGCCCUCAACAAUGCCAUCUCCCACACGGGCAAGACGUAUGAGACCGUGGGGGAGAUGUUCGCUGAGCAGCCCAAGAAUGACCUGUUCCUCAUGCUGGACACUCUCUCUUUGUACCAAGGGCUCCUCUCCAACUUCCCAGACAUCAUCCACCUCCAGAAAGGCGCCUUCGCGAAGGUGAAGGAGAGCCAGCGGAUGAGCGACGAGGGCCGCAUGGACCAGGAGGAGGCGGACGGGAUCCGCAAGCGCUGCCGCGUGGUGGGCUUCGCGCUGCAGGCCGAGAUGAACCACUUCCACGAGCGGCGCGUGGCCGACUUCAAGAGGAUGAUGCAGUCCUACCUGAAGCAGCAGAUCAUCUUCUACCAGCGCGUCAGCCAGCAGCUGGAGAAGGCGCUGCGCAUGUACGACAACCUCUAACGCCUCCGCUCGCUCCCCCACGGCCUCGCAGACCUCCUCCGGUUGGGACGGGCUGAGACCCGGUGGGAACUCAUCACGCUAGUGACCAAAUACCUGUGGGCUUUCUUCCCCCCCUUCCCGGGUGGGCAGGGAAGGGCUCGCCCACGGGCUGGAUGUGCCACCUCUUUCCAUGGGGACCUCCCACCCUGCCGUGAGUGGUGGGGACUGCGGGGGUGUCACAAGAGAGAUGGAUGUGCUGGUACCUCCGGUGAUGUUUAGCUUUCCCCAGCCCUCCCUCCUGCAGCAGGGAGGUGAGCGCAUCCCAGCCCGCUGGGAUAGAAGAAAUCCAAGCGGUCGACAUUUUGCACACUCCAAGCUUUUCUGAUGGAAAGAAAACCAGAAGAAGAAGAAGAUCUUUAUAUGGAAGAGAAUGAUUUCUUGUUUUGUUUCUUUUUGUCACGAGAGGUUUUCGAUAUUUUCCAUUUUUCGCAAAUGUUUCUGCAGCAUUUUUACCAAUCACUUUUUAAAUAGAAGCACAGAGGCCGAGGGCACCUCUUUGUUGUCUGGGAAAAGGGAGAAAAAACAACAAAAAGGGAAAAAAAAACCCAGCCCCAAAGCCUUUUCAAUAAAAUUGUCAGUAGAAAAAACCCC